CUUGACAAUUGAGUGACAUUCUGCCACAAUCUGCCAUCUACUUUACUCAGUCUAAAUAGUCUAAAUCGUGAUAUUAGCACCAAAACUUGUCUACUGUCAAUCGUUGGUGAAAUACAAGGUUUCUUACGUUGUGCGAAAGUGUUUAAAAGGUGACAAUACUUCAUAAUUCGUUUGUACGAAAAUGGCCGAUCCGAAAUAUGCCGAUUUACCUGGCAUUGCAUAUGAUCAAGUGGAUGUAUAUGAAACAACUGAUUUGCCAGAAUCGGAACAGUUUCAACUGUACCCUGAGGAUGAGACUGAUGCCAUAGAAAAAUUACAUAUUAGUGCUACAGAAGCAUUUAAUAAAUUUAAAGGUAAACAUAUUCUUAGCAAGGGAGUCGAUUUUUCAGAUUCUGUAUCACUCAGACCAAGAACAGGCUAUAAAUUUGGAGAUUGGGAACUUCCUGGUGAAGGAGAACAUGAAACACCAAUUCAAAAGUACCAACGAUUGCAGUGUGAAAUUAAAGAAUUAUAUGAAGAAGUGAAUGAUUUAAAGCAAAAAGCAAAGGAUGAAUCAGAAGUCAAAUCUGUUGCUGACAUAAUUUCUCAAGUACAAGAUUUAGGGAAACAAUUAGAUUGCUUAAAGUUGGAAGAAUGUCUUGGUCCUGAUCUAAUUGCAGUUCUAUCAGAUCCACAAGGCACGAGAUUGAAACAAUUAAUAUCCCAAAUAGAAGCGUUUAAGCAGACUAGUACUCUUACCUCUGAAUCUGACUCAAAGGAACAGAGUACAAAUGCCGAAAAAACAGCCGAAUCUAAUGUACUAAAAUAUCAGAUGAUGUACCUUCCAGAAAAAGCAAGAAUGCAAGAAGCAGCAAGAAUUGCUCUACUUGAACAAAGACUAUGCAAUUUAGAAAGUGUAAUUGGAACUACUACUGAUAAACUCUCGAAAUUUUCACAGAACCUCAAAUAUCAAGGAGUAAUGGAAGCUGUUCAAGAAUUAGGAGCAAAAUCUGCAUUACUAGAUACGUAUCAACUGGAUAUUAUUGAAAAUCGAUUAGCUUCUCUAAUCCAUAGAAUGGAUAAUAUAGCACAGAAAAAGACUGCAUUAGCUCUGGAUUCAGAGCAGGAACAAAAGAUUUCAGAAAUGUACGAAAUUAUGAAACAGACUGAAACUAUGUCACAGAUUUUACCACAAACUGUAAAUCGAAUGUUGGCUUUGAAUACAAUUCAUCAGCAAGCUGCUGAAUUUAAUAAAUCUCUAACACGUUUAAAAGAAUUACAAUUACAAAUCACAUCUGAUUUGGACAGCAACAAGUCUCUUUUAAAAGGAGUACAAGAAAGCUUCGCAUCGAACUUAGAAAUUAUAAAAAAUAAUAUAGAAUCACUGGAUGAGCGUAUUAAAGAACUUAGAAAGUGA
Molecule: messenger RNA, 1396 nt
Organism: Dufourea novaeangliae
Lineage: Eukaryota; Metazoa; Arthropoda; Insecta; Hymenoptera; Halictidae
Gene: DCTN2-p50
Product: probable dynactin subunit 2
Exons: 9
Coding region: 182-1396 (404 amino acids)
Biological process (GO): mitotic spindle organization
Cellular component (GO): centrosome; dynactin complex; cytoplasm
Source: RefSeq, a predicted model, not a curated record